GCCUUUUUAGACUAGGAAUGAUAAUGUCAAACUUGUUCUACUUUUAUUCCAAAAAAUAUUAGGAAACAAAACUCGGCUUUCCCAGCAAACUGGGUGAUCUUGUGUGCUGUGGAUUUUUAACAUUCUUCCCUCUUGAUUUUCAACUUGAUUUGAAGGCGAGUUCGUCCAGGAAGACGAUGCUGAUCGAAUCAUAAAAAGAUCCGAAAUGCCCAGCAGUCUCAUAGAAAAGGUUUGUCUCUUGUCUUCAUGUAAAGGUUUCUUAUUUUUAUACAUAUAGGUUCAAUCAGAAUUCAAUUGGUUGUGGGAAUUCCACCCUUUACAUAAAAACUGAAAUCCUGUUUCUGCAAGGAAUAGCUUCAGAUACUUACAUAUAUACUUGUUCCUUAUUAAUUUUCAUUAGUUGUAAGAAUUACGCUUUCUUUUUUGCUUUAAGAAUGGCCGUGUCUGAGCAAGACAGUGUUUUCGACAAGCUUGCAUACCUUUCUCUGGUCUCCAGGAUUUGCAUAGAGCUUGAAAAUCAUGAUGGGGGUCUUGGAGACAAAGUCUUGGCAAAGUUGAUAGCCGACAUGGGACGAAACUGUGAGGCAGCGGACGAGUUCCAUAAAGAGUUGAAGCAAAACGGUAUUGACAUGCCUGAAAAUGUCAUGUCUAUGUUGUUAACAAUUAUUCACUCUGUUCUUCCUCCUACAAAGGUUUCUGAGAAGAACAAAAUCCCAGACAUGGCAAUUAACAAUAGCAUGCAAAGGCAUCGAGAUGACAAAAGAGGUCAAAGUGAGCUUAGGCGUAGAAGGAGGCAUAGAAAUUCACAGCAGAAUAGGAACUUGCCAAUAUACAAGUUGAAGAAUGAGCUUAUUCAAGCUGUGCAUGAAAAUCAGGUUCUUGUUGUCAUCGGUGAGACUGGUUCGGGCAAGACAACUCAGGUAACACAGUAUCUUGCUGAAGCAGGUUACACCACAAAGGGCAAGAUUGGAUGUACUCAACCCCGUAGAGUUGCGGUGACGUCUGUGGCCAAGAGGGUUGCUGAAGAAUUUGGUUGUGGAUUAGGGGAGGAAGUGGGGUAUGCUAUUCGUUUUGAAGAUUGUACUGGACCAGAAACUGUGAUCAAGUACAUGACUGAUGGGAUGCUCUUUAGGGAGAUUUUGGUUGAUAAUGAUCUUUCUCAGUACUCUGUGAUCAUGCUUGAUGAAGCUCAUGAAAGAACAAUCUACACUGAUGUCCUCUUUGGAUUGCUGAAGCAACUUGUGAAACAACGUCCUGAUCUUCGCUUGAUUGUCACCUCUGCCACAUUGGAUGCUGAGAAGUUUUCGGCUUAUUUCUUCGACUGUAAGAUAUUUACUGUUCCUGGUAGAACUUAUCCUGUAGAAUUGUUCUACUUGAAUCAGCCUGAAAGGGAUUACUUGGAUUCAGCUCUAUUAACUGUUGUGCAGAUUCACUUGACAGAACCUGAGGGUGACAUACUUCUCUUCUUGACUGGUGAGGAAGAGAUUGAAUCUGCUUGUCAGUCUCUGAAUGAGAAGAUGAAAGAAUAUGGCAAAGGCGUUCCAGAAUUGAUCAUUCUACCGGCUUAUGGUGCUCAACCUAGUGAAGAACAGGCAAAGAUAUUUAAGCCUACUCCUCCAGGGAAGAGAAAAGUGGUGGUGGCUACCAACAUUGCUGAAGCUUCUUUAACCAUUGAUGGGAUAUUUUAUGUCAUUGAUUCAGGGUAUGCAAAGCAAAAUGUGUAUAAUCCGAAGAAAGGGAUUGAUAUGUUGACUGUAACUCCAAUUUCACAAGCAUCAGCCAAGCAACGAGCUGGACGUGCUGGGCGGACAGGACCAGGCAACUGUUACCGCCUUUACACUGAGGCUGCAUUUAAGAAUGAGAUGUCGCCUACUACAGUUCCAGAAAUCCAGAGAACAAAUCUUGUAUAUACCACGCUUAUGAUGAAAGCAAUGGGGAUAAACGAGGUCCUAUCUUUUGACUUCAUGGAUCCACCGCCUUCCCAAGCGCUUAUUUCUGCUUCUAAACAGCUGCAAAAUCUAGGAGCAUUGGAUGCAGAGGGGUCGGUGACAAAAUUGGGUAGUAGAAUGGCAGUGUUGCCUCUAGAUCCACCUUUGUCGAAAAUGCUGCUUGCCAGUGUGAACCUCGGAUGCAGUGAGGAGAUUUUGACCAUCAUUGCAAUGGUUGAGGCUGGCAAUAUCUUCUACAGGCCUAGAGGAAAACAAGCUGAAGCUGAUCAGAAAAGGGCCAGGUUCUUACAAUCUGAGGGAGACCAUCUGACUUUACUUGCUGUUUAUGAGGCAUGGAAAGCUAAGGAUUUCUCUGUACCCUGGUGUUCUGAGAACUUUGUCCAGUUUCGGUCACUGAGCAAGGCUCGGGAUAUCAGGAUACAGCUUCUUACUGUCAUGGACAAGCAUGAAUUAGAGGUUGUAAGUGCAGGAAAAGAUCGCACAAUGAUCAGAAAGGCGAUUGUAGCUGGAUUCUUCUUCCAAGUAGCUAAAAGGGAUCCACACGAGGGUUAUAGAACCUUUGUUGAUAAUCAGCUAGUUUUUAUCCACCCGAGCAGUGCUCUUUUCCGGAGACAACCAGAUUGGGUCAUCUACAAUGAGCUGGUGAUGACCACAAAGGAGUACAUGCGCGAGAUCAGUGUUAUAGAAUCUAAAUGGCUCAUGGAACUGGUGCCGGGAUUUUUUAAGGUAACAAUUCCUCCAAGGAUGAACAAGCGGAAACGACAAGAAAUUGAACCACUUAGUAGACAGUGUGCUUCAUAUGUGGAUCUGAAGUUGUAAAUAGUACUCUUGUUGGCAAAGCAUGUAGAUAUUGUUGUCAAAACUUUGUAUUCAGAGUACGUUUACUUUACCCGCUGAAAGGUAGGGAAGACAAGGCUAUUAGCAUCAAGGAGAUCAAGGAGUGUGCACGAAACUAGAGAAAGAGAGAGAUGGCAGCAGAGAAAAUCAGAGAAGCAUAUCCAAUGAAAGGUGGAGAUGGCCCCAAUGGCUAUGCCAAGAACUCUACUUACCAGGUUCUGCUUAGUUUACCCAAUAUGAAUUCUACUUAGUUUGACUCUAAUAUUUAGUUCAUUGUAAUUUUUAGAAGCAUUUGAUGGAUAUAAGCAGUUAGUAGUAGCUAACCCCUUAUUUACUAUAUAUAAAACGUCAGUUAACUGUUCAUAAGCCGUUUCACUAUUCAUAAGCCGUUUACUGUUCAUAGCCGAGCCAAAUUCUCGGGAAGCCUCCAUCCAAAUCAAGCCGAUCUGUACUCUUCGGGAAGCCUCCAUCCAUAUAAACAGCAAAGCCGAUCUGUACUCUUCGGGAAGCCUCCAUCCAAAUCAAGGUUCCACUGUUAACUGACAACUUCAGAGUCGGUGAUCAAGAACAAGAACAGUGACAACUUGGUCAAACUUUAGUUCUUUCAAAUUGAUGUCAACAUCAUCGUUAUUAUUCAUCUAUUAGUCAUAUACCCAAACUGAUUUCGUUGAAAUUCUUCUUCUUGCAGUCAACAUCAAAGUCCAAGCAAUCAAUUAGAAAAAAGGAGGAUGGGUCACUUUCAGUUUUUUUUUUUUUUUUUUUUUCUGCAGAAAGACGAUCACAUUCGACGAGCCUCAAGACGAGCUCGAGUCCACUUUAUCCAAGGCUAUCUACAAUCUAGAGACGUCGAUGAUUAAGAAGAAGAACGACUGAGAGCUAGAGAGAGAGUGAGAGAGAGAGAGAGAGAGAGAAAUAGCGUGUGUUUGUUUGGUUUGUACGAAUAUCAAAUGGAAAUUCUCUGCUCAUCAUCUGAAUUCGGGGUCAAUUGGGUUUUGAUUUCAUCUUAUUUUUGAGAUUUCGUUCCCACCUUUACUUCUUUUCUGAUUCAUUUUUUUCUUAUAUUGCUUUUGCAGGGAAGUUUGAGUAUCUUAGAGGCAAAGGUUGCGAAUUUGUAGGUAAUUGGGUUUUGAUAAUGUUAUGGGCUCAAGCAGGGUUGAUGAGGAUGCUGAACCUGUUUUAAAAUAUGGACACAGAUUGACCGAAUGGGGAGAAAUGAUACAGCUGUGGAAGAGGAAGUUAGAUAUCGGUUUAGUAUUGUCAUUUGCACUACAGGAAAUCAUUCAUACAAGACAAUGCUCAGAGAGAUUCACCCUUAAUAUUUGAACUCGAGGCUACUUUGAAUUGGCAAGGUUCCUUUGCAGGUGGAAUUAGCAAGAAUUUUUUUUUAAAGGAUGAAAGACCUGUAGAUUUGGAAGGUACUUGGGUGAGCCAGUCAGAAUUGUCAGGAAGCUGUUGCAGCCUGGGGUCUAUCUGAAAUUGAUUGUUUUGGGUCUUGAGGGGGGGGACUGGAACCAAUCAACUUGGCGGUUGAAAAUGAAAUCCAUCGUGCAGUUUGUGGUCGAGCUGGAAGUGUUAAUGCCAUAGGAAAUUAUGCUCCGACUUACAUUCCAGGAGUCCUAGCUGACCGUGAAUGAGCUUAAAGGUUUAGACCAAUUGAUGUGAAAUUGGCAAGAUUUUUAGUACUUUUGCAGGGAUUUUCUUCUUGAAUUGUUCCCCACAAUGUCGUAACCACCAACCUAAGUGCUCACUUAUUGACUGACUUCAACUGUCAUAUCAUUCACGAGGCAUCAGGCAAGCUAUGGUGCUGCAUUUCCUGACUCCCCACAUUUCUUUGAAGUAUUAACACUUGCUCUAUCAUUUUUGGUAAGAAGAAGAAAAAAGCUGAUGCAUGUAGGACAUGGAUUCCACUUAUGGGACUAAGAUUGGUACAACUUCAAAAAUGGCAAUGAUGCACUGAACCUCAGGAGUGAUCCAAGAUUUUGGUCAAUUUUUAGAAGAAGUGGCUGCUAAAUUUCAAUUAUCUAAAAUUCUUAUCUAAAAUUCUGCUCUUGACUGAGUUUUUUCUUUCUACAUUUUGUGUAUUAGUAUAUUAACAUGUGAAUGAAAAUAAUUUGGCUUUAAGUUUCAAUUUUAAUGGAGAUCAAACGAAUGACAUCCCCUGUUA
Molecule: messenger RNA, 4950 nt
Organism: Rosa rugosa (rugosa rose)
Lineage: Eukaryota; Viridiplantae; Streptophyta; Magnoliopsida; Rosales; Rosaceae
Product: probable pre-mRNA-splicing factor ATP-dependent RNA helicase DEAH5
Exons: 12
Coding region: 435-2768 (777 amino acids)
Biological process (GO): spliceosomal complex disassembly
Cellular component (GO): intracellular anatomical structure; catalytic step 2 spliceosome
Molecular function (GO): RNA binding; ATP binding
Source: RefSeq, a predicted model, not a curated record